UACUAGCUAUAGUUUCUCAAAACACAGUGUAUACAUCUUAAAACCAUUCUUUUUCAUUUUCUGCACCUCCCUUUUUUACUAACACACCCCUCCAAGCUCCACGUUAAACGGAGUUCAGUUCUGAACAGUUCUCAUAAACAAAGAAUGCACCCGCCACCGACCACUCGCCGCAGCUCCGGCAAAAAUGCCAACGUCAUCAAACCCGAUUGGAUCACCGAGGCAGUAAAUGGCGGUUCUCUACGCCACGUCGACCUUAACACCGGAACUAACGGCUGGUCCUCACCGCCAGGAAACCUCUUCUCUCUUCGCUCUAACAACUACUUCACAAAACGACAAAAAACUCCCGCCGGCGAGUAUCUCCUCUUACCGGCCGGAAUGGACUGGCUUAAAUCCACCACAAAACUCGACAACGUACUCGCACGUGCCGAUAACCGUAUAUCACACGUGUUAAGAAAAUCACAAGCUCAAAACAAAUCGCGUAAGAGUUUCAUCUUCGCUGUAAACCUUCAGAUUCCCGGCGGAAAAGGAGCAUCACAUCAUAGCGCAGUAUUCUACUUCGCAACAAACGAACCGAUUCAAACCGGUUCACUUCUUUACCGAUUCAUAAACGGCGAUGAUUCGUUCAGAAAUCAACGGUUUAAAUUAGUGAACCGGAUCGUGAAAGGACCGUGGAUCGUGAAAAAAGCGGUUGGAAAUCACAGUGCGUGUUUGUUAGGGAAAGCUUUAACGUGCAAUUAUUAUAGAGGAUCGAAUUAUUUUGAAAUUGAUGUUGAUAUUGGAAGCAGUGCAAUCGCAAACGCGAUUCUUCACCUUGCUUUGAGUUUUGUGAAUUCUGUUACGAUUGAUAUGGGGUUUGUUGUUGAAGCGGCGAUGGAGGAGGAGUUGCCGGAGCGUUUGAUCGGUGCUGUUAGGGUUUGUCAAAUGGAGAUGUCGUCGGCAACGGUCGUAGAUUCGCUGCAUGCGCCGGUGUCGAUGCCUUGUGGAAUUGGCUUGGCUAAGGUUAAUCACCACAAGUCAGAGGAGGACGUCGAAUUCAAUUAGUUGUUAAUAUUAGUAUUUUAUUUAAAUUUUUGUUUCACAUUUCUUAAAUAUGAUUGGAUAUGGUUAUUAUUGAGCUGAAAAAUCUCCUUCAAGAAUGAUUUACUUACUGUUUUUCA
Messenger RNA from Trifolium pratense (red clover), 1157 nucleotides. RefSeq names its product protein ENHANCED DISEASE RESISTANCE 2-like. The transcript has a single exon. The record is from RefSeq and is a predicted model, not a curated record. Lineage: Eukaryota; Viridiplantae; Streptophyta; Magnoliopsida; Fabales; Fabaceae. The coding region runs from base 145 to 1041 and encodes 298 amino acids.